Closterium sp. NIES-65 is the source of this 2631-nucleotide messenger RNA. Lineage: Eukaryota; Viridiplantae; Streptophyta; Zygnematophyceae; Desmidiales; Closteriaceae. The record is from the annotation of a GenBank genome assembly.
AUGACGUCAUUCCCGUCCGUCUUUUCGACAAUAGCGAUUCCGCCAGAUUUCCUCCCGUGGCUGCUUGAAUCCGUCGCCGCCGGCGCUCUCGCCGUGUCGCAGCUGCCGCCGCUCGUGUGGUGGCUGCUGCUCGCGGCGCUCGCGGCGCUGCUGCUGGCGUUUCUCUACAAUUGGUUCGACCUGCACGUGGUCAGCCACGUGUUCGUCGGCGAUAAGGUGAAGGUGGUGCACCACGCCGGGUCCAACGUGGCGCGCGCCGUGUUCGCGCGAAUGCGCAUUCCGCACUUCUGGCCAACGCCCUGGCUGUGCAGUCCGCACCUGCAGACCACCUUCGUGCACUUCUGCGCGCCCACGCCCCACGUGCCUUACAUCAGGCAUGUGGUGCGCACACCUGAUGGCGGCACCCUCGGCCUCGACUGGGCUGAACCUGAAGCAGCAGGUGAGGGGUGCAGGGGGGUGCAGGGGGGCGAUAAGGGGUGCAGGGGGGUGAUGGGGGGCGCAUGGGUUUGUGAUAGUCAAUUCCAAAUCACUUCGUCGAAGUCAAAAUUAUCCUCCUCCCACCACACCCCAUCCCCCUCCAUGUCCGUCGUUUCACAUUACCCACCUUUUCCCCGUCCCUCCCAUUCUCCCGUUCGCCUCUGCCGUAAUGCAUUGUGCCACCUGCCAUUCUCCUGUCCGUUCGUCCCCCUCCAUGUCCGUUCGUUUCACAUUACCCACCAUUCUCCUGCAGUCGGUGGGGGGAAGGGCGGGAAGGGUGCAGGAGCGGCGGGAGUGGGGGGGAGCGGAGAGGCAAAGGUGGCGGGAGGGCGGGCGGAGCGCUCAUCACAGGUGCCGAUUGUGAUUGUGGUGCCGGGGCUCACCAGCCAGUCAAAUGACAAGUACAUGCGGCAGUGUGUGGCGGGCGUCACACGGCACGGGUGGCGAGCGCUGGUGCCCAACCAUCGAGGCCUGGGGGGCGUCACCAUCACUUCAAACCGCUUCUACAAUGCGGGGUGGACCACGGACCUGCGCUUUGUCAUCAGCCUGGUGCAACAAGAUUACCCCCACGCGCCCCUCUAUGCCAUCGGCACGUCCCUUGGAGCCAACAUCCUGGUGAAGUACCUGGGGGAGGAGGGUGCGUCGGGGCCCAUCCAAGCUGCUGUCUCCAUCGGCAAUCCCUGGGACCUGCUGAUCUGUGAUCGAUGGAUGAAUCGGCGGACAAGGCAGCGAGUGUACAACACUGCCAUGGUCACGGGCCUCAGAGACUUUGCCAAGCUUCACAAGGACAGCUUUCAGCACCUCGUGGACGUGCAGCACGUCAUGAAGGCGCGCACCAUCCGCCAGUUUGACGACCGCAUAACUCGCAUUGUCAGCAACUACGAGACCGUAGACACAUACUACCGUCGCUGCGGCUCGGCUCAAUUUCUUCCAGAGGUGGCGGUGCCGCUGCUGGCAGUGAGCGCACUGGAUGACCCCAUCUGCACCCGGGAGGCCAUUCCGUGGGACGAGGCCAAGGCCAACCCAAACGUGGUGUUGGCUGUGUCACACCACGGAGGGCAUCUGGCGUACCUGCAGGGGCUCACUGCCAGCAGCAUAUGGUGGGUGCAGGUAUCAAUAGACUUCUUACAAGCUGUGGUGGAUGCACGCAAGGCAGGGGAGACAGUGGGCCAUGCCCUUCCCGUCUCUUCAAUAGGAACCACCCUCUCCCCUCACCCCCACCCUCACAUCGUCAACCCUUCCCCCGUGUCCCCGUCCUCGUUCAUUCUCCCCUCUGCUCUCCUCCUCCCACCCCUGGUAGCAGGAGAGAGUGGGUGUGUGGAAGGAACAGGGAAGAUUGCUGGAGGAGAGAGGGGCGGAGGUGGGGGAAGGGAAGCAGAGAGGGGGGAAGGACGGGGGAAGGUUCAGUGGGUGGGAUCGUCUGGUGGUGGGCUAGUGGGGAAAGACGAAAGGGGGAGGGGAGAGGUGGGAGAGGGGGAGGGAGAAAGGGAGGAAGAGGAGGAGGAGGAUGAGGAGGAGGGGAUGAGCACUGUAAGCAUGUCAGUGCUGGCAGGGACUAUAGACGGUAGAGAGUCUGUUAUUGACGAGGAUGAGGAGAAGGAGGGGGAGGUGGGGAGCGCAGUGGGAGAGGGGGGCGGCGAGGACGAGUGGGAGAUGGGGCCUGCAGGCGCCAUGUGUGGGGAGGACGACCUGGGGGAGGUCGUAUCUGGGACAGGGAAAACCGGGUCUACUAUCGGCAAUGUAGAGGAUUUCGGUGGGAGAGGAGUGGAGAAGCGAGGAGUGGGGGGAGUGGCGGGAGCAGCGGGGGAAGCAGGGGGAGCAGGAAGAGGAGGAGGGGCGGGGGCAGCGGUGGUGCAGUUGCGGUUUGAGAGUGAGGAGCAGCUGAGAGUGGCUGCUGUGGUGGUGCGCGAACUCAUGAGCAAGCUCUUCAAUCGCCCCUCUCCUCUCGCCGAUCCAUGGCACCCAUGCGACAGCACAAGUCUAAGGACGCCGAUCCAGCAAUGGCCAAUCACCAGCACAACCCCAACCAAGAGCAUCCAAGCCACCCCCCACACCACCACCUGCACUUGCCCCACCACCCUCCCACCUCCCCCUCUCACGCACCCUCCACCGACCACUUUGCAGCUGCAGCCUCCCCCGGUUGGGCAGGUGUAA